This is a messenger RNA of Synchytrium microbalum, 2832 nucleotides long. RefSeq lists its product as uncharacterized. Lineage: Eukaryota; Fungi; Chytridiomycota; Chytridiomycetes; Synchytriales; Synchytriaceae. The transcript is spliced from 8 exons. Bases 1 to 2832 code for a protein of 943 amino acids. The record is from RefSeq and is a predicted model, not a curated record. Gene Ontology annotation, biological process: endoplasmic reticulum to Golgi vesicle-mediated transport; GPI anchor metabolic process. Gene Ontology annotation, cellular component: endoplasmic reticulum. Gene Ontology annotation, molecular function: phosphatidylinositol deacylase activity.
AUGGAUGCUCCUGGCAGUAGCAAAGCUGCAAUUGGGCCCUCUGGCAUGCUUCCUAGGAUCCAGAUCCCACCAAAGCCCAUUCCAGAUCCCUUCCUAUUACGCAUCCUACCUGGAAUAGUCCUGUUUUCAAUUAUCGUGUUUGGCAUUGCAGUCAAUUCACAUUUACGGCAUGGCCAGGACAAGAACAUAUGUAAAAUGACUUAUAUGUAUCCAAACUAUGUCAAACUCGAUGGCCCGUCACUCUCCGCUACACGGACAUCUGCCAAGUAUUCGCUGUGGUUGUAUAAGGAAGGCCAGCAGGUUGAUGAGCACGUCAAGCUUGAUGGAUAUCCAGUCAUCUUUAUCCCUGGGAAUGCUGGAUCAAGUCGACAAGUUCGAUCUAUUGCUUCUGUAGCUCAUAAUCAGCAUAGGGAUAGCUCGAAUAGGACGAGGAAGCUGGAUUUCUUCGCUGUGGAAACGAAUGAAGAAAUGUCGGCCUUUUCUGGACGACUGAUAUUAGAGCAGGCCGAAUAUGUGAAUGCUGCAAUACCGUACGUCUUGUCUCUAUAUCCGCGCAAUUCACGGUUGCAGGUCUCCGUGCUGGCUCAUUCUAUGGGAGGUGUCGUAGCUAGGACUGUAUUUACACUUCCGGCCUACCGUCGCGGCACCAUAGAUGUGAUAUACACACUCGCAGCACCGCAUCAGAAUCCUCCCGUAGCUCUAGACUGGAAGCUGACGCAAGUAUACGACCACGUCAACGAGUAUUGGCGGAAUGGAACACGGAUGGAACGAUACGGUAAUCAUACUAUUGCCAAUGUAGCUGUAAUAUCUAUAGCUGGUGGUAAUCAUGACGAAAUGGUGUCGUCCGGACUGACGGAAUUGGAUGCACUCGUUCCUCCUUCGAGAGGAUUGACUGUGUAUUCUACGGGCAUACCAAACGUAUGGACACCUUGCGAUCAUCGUCAGAUACUAUGGUGUAACCAGCUCGUCAAGGCAAUAGCAACGUCAUUGGCCAUGAUUUGUGGACGGAAAGAAUGGACUGCAAAUCAAAAAGUAGAUCAAUUGCGCCCACAUUUGACUAGUGGGUUUAUGUGGACGCCUGGAGAAUACCCGUUAGAGAAACCACCAUAUGUCGAGUUUCCUAGCAAUCUCAUUGAAGAACUGGUGUCUGUAGAAUCCGCAUUCCGUAAACCAGCACCAAGUACCACUCGAACGAUAAAGUUCUUUCCUAUACCGCAGCAUUUUAGAGUAGAAUUAGAAAUCAUCGCUGUUAAAAAGACCGCAGAUGGGAAACCACCAUUCAUGAAUAUCUAUUCGUGUUCACAUCCCGUAAAGGGCAAUUCGACUAAGGCUGAAUGUCUGGGUGUCAAUCACAUUCAUUGGGUGCCUCUUCCGUUGGCGUCCAGUAGCAAAGGUGCUGAUUAUGAUCUUAGAGUGUGGCAUGCUACUGUACUCAACCCUCUGUUUGGGUUUAACAAUUACCUUGCAUUGGAUGUGCUGGGUGGCGGCGAGAUAUUUAGUGCUGAGUACAGUAGUGGUAAACUGGGAGAGCCUUUCGAUGCAUCUUUGCUUGAUCUCGUCAAAGGUGUAUCCAAAACCUUUGCAUCUUAUCGCAUUAUAAAUGCAAUCCAUGUGUCUGCUAUAACAAGUGAUUUGCUCAAGUACAAAGUCAGCUACAACUCAUCAUGCGAGCGAACUCCAUCAUUCUGGCCCAUUCUACAUGGAUCAAGCCCCCCUUCAUCGGAUGAAAAAUUCCUAAGCUCAAAGACACCUUCCAGCUUCUCGUUCUAUGCAUCACCAAACAAUCCAGGCCCACAUGUCCUGUUCAAAAUCAUUACCGACAAGGCAUGUGAGUAUGGAAACACUACUAUUCAUCUCAAACUUGAUCUCUAUGCAAGCGCUGGUCGUUUGGUAGAACGAGUUGGAAUAGCUUGGAUUGUGUUUCCUGUUGGAAUGGGGAUUGCGUGUUUGGGGUACUUUGGAUGGCAAAAGCAAGACCCGUCCUUCCCUCGAGCAUUCGUAGACCAUAUGCUAUCAAUGCCAUCUCCCGUAGUAACACUAUUUGGCACAGCAGUCUUCCAAUCCCGCUUUGAUUCAUUCGCACUAGCAGUAAUACCCCAACGACACUUUUACACAGCAACAGGCCAUGCCCUGAAAACUGCCACAAAGAAUCUCAUGCUAGGCAUAUCUGAUAUAUACCUCCCGCCAAUCAUACCCGCUCUAUACAUCUUUUCAGGUUGUUUAGCCCUCGUCGUAUGGUGGUUGUUGGGAUGCCUCGUAAGGCUGUUUGCAACGUUGGGAUUCUUUGCGAAAUGGAAUCCUCGACCGCCAGCUCCCAUGUCUGGAAUUGUGAGAAAGACGGCUGUUAUAUCUAGUGUCUUGUUUGUGUCUGUGGUACCAUCUAUUGUCUUGCCGCAUCAUGUAUUGGUUGCUGCUGCUCUGCUUGUGCAGUUUUGGAAGUGUGUCACUUCGAGGUUGAUGUUGUGGGGGCAUCCAAAAAGCUUCCAUGCAAAACGAGUAAACGCAUACCGGGAAAUGAAUCUGGCACUCAUCAGCUACUCUAUGCUUCUCUCUGGACCUGGUCUCUUAGCAUGGUUGAAGGAUGUCACGUCUGGGUAUAUACCAGCACAAGGAUGGACUUCAAACUUGAUUGACUCUUCGUCUGCUGUUAUAUUGCUGUGCUUUGUAAUGCUGGGACAAGAUCAGGUUCCUCGUCUUGGGGAAUGGACAUUUCGUUUAAUCCUAACAAUUGCUGUAUUAAUCAUCUUGUUUGGUGUACAGAUGCCUUACGCUGUACUAAAUCUAGAAAGUGGAGCUCGUCUCCUCUUGCUCUUUUCGUCUCUCAUGUCAUGA